Ramularia collo-cygni is the source of this 1041-nucleotide messenger RNA. RefSeq lists its product as uncharacterized. The record is from RefSeq and is a predicted model, not a curated record. The transcript has 4 exons. Lineage: Eukaryota; Fungi; Ascomycota; Dothideomycetes; Mycosphaerellales; Mycosphaerellaceae. Bases 1 to 1041 code for a protein of 346 amino acids.
AUGCAGCUCCUCACAGUCAACCCAGACAGAAUGACUCGUCGAUCAGCCGAAGUCGAUGAAAUCAGAGACUUUUUUGUGAGCACCGGGGGAUGUUGGUACACCCAGGGCCUUAUUCAAGAAGGUCGCAAUAUCACGGACUGGCACAUAGUCGAAGGAGACCUCAUCCCUCUAAUCAAGAAGCAGCUUGAUCUCGGACGUCAGAGAGCUUUGCAUGGAGGAUACUACGGACGCCGGAACAAGAUAAUGACCAGGAUCAACGACGCCGUUGAUCGUCUAGACGCAAUCCCGACACAGAUAUAUGCUGCUGCUGCAAUGAUGGGUCAUUUCGUGGAGACUCACGGAAUUCAGCGUGUGUGCCUCAUCACCCGCACAGGUCCCACCUUCCAAGCCGGCAAGCAAAACACCAUUGAUCCUUCAAUCAUUCGACAGUCCUGCUUUCUAAACACCAUGUUUGGUGCAUGUCAGUUCCCGGACCCGAACCAGGUUUUGCGUUUGGAACUCGCCGGGUACUCAUCCGGGGAAGUCAUGGGCCAUCUCGAACGCCUGCCUCAGCACGCUAGGAUUGACGGUGUUUGGGUGAAAAACGUCAAGACGCUCGUUGUUACUACCAGCAUCGAUCGGCUGGUGGGAUCUACAGCUGAGUAUGCAAGAUUCAUGCAAAUGUGCCGCGAAAAAGGGCACAGCGGUAUAUCCAUGUUCUGGGAUCAUGAGACAGAGCCAGAUGUGCUUACGGCCCUCCAUCUGGACAAUAGCCAUGCCCAAAAUCCCGUGGUCGUGGCGUGGGAGAAGGCUCUGAAAGGUCAGAAGCGUGCUCCUAGUCAUAAUCUGAACCUCCCGCUGCUUCAACCAUUUGUCUGGGCACUGGGACAUGAACAAAGUCUCCCCGCCGCUGAUCAUGCCUCACGGCAUGUUCGGAAUGUCGAGACAUACAGAUCAGCAAUGAAGACGAGCAUGUAUCAAGGAAGCGACCUCAUCGCACAUGCGUUGAGUGAACGCUCAGUUGACUCCCAGGGCUUGAGUGAUGAGCGCAUAAAGGCUUAG